Molecule: messenger RNA, 595 nt
Organism: Polyodon spathula (Mississippi paddlefish)
Lineage: Eukaryota; Metazoa; Chordata; Actinopteri; Acipenseriformes; Polyodontidae
Product: mitogen-activated protein kinase kinase kinase kinase 2-like
Exons: 5
Coding region: 52-402 (116 amino acids)
Source: RefSeq, a predicted model, not a curated record
CUUUGCUUUUUUUCUGCUAGGAGUCUUUUGGAAUGUGUGGAAGAGGCUUUGAUGGAAAGUCUAACAAGUCUAACAAUCAAGAGGGCUCCUUCAACAGAGGCAGGGUCCAGCACCUUCAAGCGGUCAGCGACGGUCAAUCCCUCGCCAGUGUCCACCCAGCCAUCCCUCCAGGACAUUGCCAGCAGUGACCAGCUGAGCAGAGCCAACGCCAACUGCCAGGAUGUAGGGGAGCUCAAUAUGAACUCCAUGCCGGACAGUGCAGGACAGCAGGGCAGUGAACAGUCUGCAGACGCCCCGCUCUCUCCAGAAUGGGCCACACUAAGGAGGAAAACAGACAACUCGGGUGCUGGGUGUCACGGGCUACCACCUACUCCCAAAGUGCACGUAAGUGAGCAGACUUGAGCCACGGCUGCCUCUCUCAGUGUGUGCACUGCGCCGCAGGCUCUUUAAAGGAAUAUAUUUCAUCUACGUCAUCAUUAAAUUGAGGGGGCUGAGUUGGCAUGGCUUUUUAGUAAAACGAAAAUCAAACUGCUAAUGCUGGAGUGCGAAAUGGAAGUUUCUACUACAGGUAAAAGGAAAAGCUCCCUGGUUUCUU